AUGAUAGACUCAGAUACACAAUCAUCGUUAUCGAUUUUAAUGAUGUUAAAAACCAAUACUGGUGGAAAUACAUCAAUUAUAAAGAAUAGAAAGGAUUCAGAUAUUAGUGAUAGUAGUGGUGAUGAAGAUUAUAGAUCAAGUUCAAAAUCACUUCAAAAACUUUUUAUUGGUUUAUCAGAAGAUUUCACAUGCUCAAUUUGUUAUGAAUUAUUUGAAAGACCAAUUAUAUUACCAUGUAAUCAUAAUUUUUGUAAGUCAUGUAUUGAGGAUAUGGUAAUUGGACAAAAACAAAUAUUUCAUUGUCCAUUUUGUAGAACAGAGGUAAAGUUAACUGAGAAAGGUGUUGAUGGAUUACCAGUAAAUUCAUUUUUAUUUACAGCAGUGGAAAAAAUGAAAAACGCCAAUGCAUUUUGUCCAAAGUUUUGUGAUAAUUGUACAUCUAAAAAGGUGACAAGAAAAUGUGAGACCUGUUCGAUAUCCUUAUGUAAGGCAUGUGAGAGUAGCCAUGUCGCAAAGAAUGGGGGUCACAAAACCAUCUAUUCCGAUAGUCACAUUGCAAGUGAUUUCGAUAUUGAGACUCAUAUUAACAAGGAUAGCGAUAUCGAUCCACCAACCUAUUUACCAUUCACCAUCUCAAGAUCACAAUGUGUUCAAUUAUUCCAAAAUUGGAUUUCAUCACUUUGGUUUGCUCCAUCCGAUCUCAAGGUUAAUAAAUCGGUGCGUUAUAUAAAGCCAAUCUACAUUCCCUAUUGGAUAUACGAAGCACAUACCACCACAAAAUAUAGCGCAAAUGUUUCAACCGGUGGUUCGGGUGUUGUUGGUAGCAUCCUCACCACUAAUCAUCAUCAACAACAACCAAUCUAUCAUCAUCAAUUGGCUGGUAAGUUUGAUUCUACCAAUUGGACUCACAAGGUAAACACAGUUUCAAACAGAUAUAGACAUGCAACAAUUGCAAACACUAAACUAAUCGAUAAGGAUCUAUUAACUCAAGUUCAAACUUGGGAAAUCAAUAACAUUCCAUCCGUUGAUCAAUCUCAACCUCCCAAUCCAAAAAUUCAACCUUUGGCCUUUCUCACUGAUGAAGCCACUGCUUGGAAAAAGAUUGUAGAGGCUAAAAUCCUUCAAAAAGAUAGAGAAGUAUGUGAAAAUCGUAUAAAACUUGGUUGUGGUGUUGGUGGUGUUGCAAAAGAUAUAGUCAUUGAAACUAAUCUUACUCGUGUCGCCUCUCAAAAGGUUUUCCUUCCAGUUUAUUUCAUUAAAUAUAUCUAUGAUUCUAAAUCUUAUACUGUCAUUGUAAAUGCUCAAAACUCAAAAAUCGUUGGUCAUAGACCCUAUGCUCAAGGUUUAAGUACAAUGUUUAGAAUGUUUAAACCAACUUAA
This is a messenger RNA of Dictyostelium discoideum AX4, 1380 nucleotides long. RefSeq lists its product as hypothetical. NCBI's taxonomy places the organism in Eukaryota, Evosea, Eumycetozoa, Dictyosteliales, Dictyosteliaceae. The coding region runs from base 1 to 1380 and encodes 459 amino acids. The record is from RefSeq and is a predicted model, not a curated record. The transcript has 2 exons. Gene Ontology annotation, molecular function: zinc ion binding.